Messenger RNA from Sus scrofa (pig), 1645 nucleotides. RefSeq names its product mitochondrial ribosomal protein L10 (gene MRPL10). Lineage: Eukaryota; Metazoa; Chordata; Mammalia; Artiodactyla; Suidae. The record is from RefSeq and is a predicted model, not a curated record.
CCCGCCGUUCGUUCUUCCGGCGGCAAUGGCUGCGGUUGUGGCUGGGAUGCUACGAGGGGGUCUCCUGCCCCAGGCGGAGAUUCCUCUGCUUGGACCACUCCCCGCCCCGACCUUGGUGCUGUGCCCCCUCCUUAAAGUCUCAGCCUAAAUGUCAUCUCAGGCCUUCCGUCGCCAUCCUCCUCAAGGUCGGCUGCCCACCUUCCAGACUGUCCGGUAUGGCUCUAAGGCUGUUACCCGCCACCGUCGCGUGAUGCACUUUGAGCGGCAGAAGCUGAUGGCUGUGACAGAGUAUAUCCCCCCCAAACCUACUAUCAACCCAAGAUGCCUCCCGCCCCCUCCCACCCCUCCGCAAGAGGAGACAGGCCUCGUCCGGCUCCUCCGUCGGGAGAUAGCAGCCGUUUUCCGAGACAACCGGAUGAUAGCAGUCUGCCAGCAUGUGGCUCUGAGUGCGGAGGACAAGCUGCUCCUGCGGCACCAGCUGCGGAAGCACAAGAUCCUGAUGAAGAUCUUCCCCAACCAGGUCCUAAAGCCCUUCCUGGAAGAGUCCAAGUACCAGAACCUGCUGCCCCUCUUUGUGGGGCACAACCUGCUGCUGGUCAGUGAAGAGCCCAAGGUCAAAGAGAUGGUGCGAAUCCUGAAGGGCAUUCCUUUCCUGCCACUGCUGGGUGGCUGCAUUGAUGACACCAUCCUCAGCAGGCAGGGCUUCAUCAACUACUCCAAGCUUCCCAGCCUGGCCCUGGUGCAGGGGGAGCUGGUAGGAGGGCUCACCUUCCUCACAGCCCAGACCUACUCCAUGCUGCAGCACCAGCCCCGCCAGCUCACUGCCCUGCUGGAUCAGUACGUCAAACAGCAGCAGGAGGGGCACCCUGCCGUGCCAGCCAGUGGGCAGCCGGAGCCUCCUGACCCUGUUCCGGACCCGUAGCCAGCCUCUUGUACCCAGCCUGGCCAUAAAUACACUCUGCCCCUGUUGGCUGUGCCCCCCUGUGUUGGAGAUGUGGGGAACUGAGGGAGGGGAGUGGCUUUUGUUACCUGGCUUUCGCUGACAGCAACCACUGCCAGUACAGGGCCGCCUGGAGAUGCAGAGGGAUUCCGCUUCAGAACAGAGGCUCCUCAGCAGCAUCUGUGUCCCUAGUUUUCCCCAAAUUGGGGCCUGAUAGGAGCGGUCUCUUUCCGCUCUCCAGGUCCAAGAUGGAGAAGCUGAAUGGCUGAGGAUAUUGCCCUUGGCCUCUUUGUUCACUGUCCCUUGUCGCAGGCGUCUCCCAGCCCACCUCCUCAAGGUUCCAGUGUGCCAGAAUAGCUCACCUGAGUAAUUCAUUGUGCCGAGAACGGCAUCUGUUGACAAGCCUACUGUGCCAGGCUCCAUGUGAACCACUUUACACGUGCUAGGUCCUUGAUGUCUCUCAUGUUAGUCCCAUUUCACAGAGAGGAAGACUAAGGGGAGAAGUUAAAUAGCCUACUCAAGGUCACGCUGUUAGGAGGAGGCAGCACAGGGACUGAACCAGGCUCUCAGCCCUGGAUUUCUGCUCGAGAGCUUUCUCAUUAGGUGUGCUUGGAUGUUAAUUUUCCAAACGUAAAUUUGGAGUGUGCCAUGUUGUGGAAACGUUGGGAGCACUGCCUUACGAUAAAGUGAAAUGCUUUUUACUCA